This is a messenger RNA of Olea europaea var. sylvestris, 1986 nucleotides long. RefSeq names its product zinc finger protein ZAT4-like. The record is from RefSeq and is a predicted model, not a curated record. NCBI's taxonomy places the organism in Eukaryota, Viridiplantae, Streptophyta, Magnoliopsida, Lamiales, Oleaceae. The transcript has a single exon. The coding region runs from base 376 to 1857 and encodes 493 amino acids.
AUUUCUCCUCCAAAAUUUGCAAGAGAAAGAAUCUCUCUCUACCCCAAUUUUAUUUUUUUCUUCCAUAAUUUGGCUUGUUCAUCGCCGUCUUUAGCUACAAAGCCAACUGACCCUUCUUUUAAUUAGUUCAACUUUCAAGUUUCAACUACUCUAUAGCUACUUCUACUUCUACUAGCAAGAAAAAAAUUAGAGAGAAAAGCAAAGAGAGCUCUUUUGCCUUUGCUUUUCUUGUUCAUCAGAUCUUGUUAACACUCCACAUAAAAUUCAAGAAUCUGAAAUCCUGGGAUUCGGAUUCCGCUUCAUGAUAUCAUCUCUUUCUUGAUCAAUUUUUGAUCUUUGUUUCUUUCUCUUUUGGAUUUUGAUUUGAUUGAUUCUAUGGAGGAAGAUCAGGGACUAAAACAUAAGUGCAAGUUUUGUAGCAAAGGCUUUGCCUCAGGUAGAUCUUUGGGGGGCCACAUGAGGUCUCAUUUGAUCAAUAUUUCAUCUGAUGAAAAAUUGAUCAAAAAAAAGAAGCUCCCAACUCUUAUCAAUUCGAAAAGUAACUCCGACGAACUGAGGGAGAAUCCGAAGAAGACAAACAAAUUCUCCAAGUCAUCAAACGAUGAUGAGGGUAGUUUGUUUAAGGACAAGAUUUGUAAGGAAUGUGGAAAAAGUUUCCAAUCUUGGAAAGCUUUGUUUGGCCACAUGAAGUGCCACUCUGUAAAUGGAAGGAACAUUUCUAGUGUCGAAGAGGAUUCUUGGAACGGGUCGAAUGAUCAUCAGAAGCCUGAUUUGGAUAGCGAAUCGGAUAAUGACGGUUUGAACCCGUGCAGACGAAAGAGAUCGGAUAGAAUGAUCAAAAGGUACAACACUUCAUCUUCUUUAAGUACUAUUGCUGCUAAUGUUUCACCCUGCAUUUCUGAGAUUGAUCAGCAAGAACAAGAAGAGGUUGCCAUUAGUUUAAUUAUGCUUUCGAGGGAUGUGAGUGUUAUGAAUUCUGUUCUCGAUCAAUCCUCUGAGAAUAAUUCUAACUUUUUAGAGUCGAACAAAAUUACUCUACUGAACACCAAGAAAUCAAAGUCUGAUGAGGAAAUCAAAACUCCUGUUUUUCCAAUAAAUGGUCUCAAAAUCAGCAAAUCUCAUGUUUCUGCAUAUGGGUUUCUUGAGAAAAAGAAUCUUGACAACGAGUCCGAAGUUAACUCUCCCAAGAAAUUGAUAAAGAAAAGCGGAUCGGAAAAGUUUGAGAUAGAAUCUAAUAAGAAGAAGAAGUUAAGCAAGAGAAAAUGCAUUGUUUCGUAUGAUCCUCAAUUGAGUGUGCCUGAGGAUUUCCAAGAAAAAGUUACUUAUUUUGGCACUUCUGAUUAUGAUUUCUGUGAGAAAAAAAGAAGAUUUGAGUGCACACAUUGUCACAAGGCCUUCUCUUCUUAUCAAGCACUUGGAGGCCAUAGAGCGAGCCACAAGAAAUUAAAAGGCUGCUGCACUCCAAACAACGAAAACAGACUCGACAAUGAUCAAAUUUUGCCAAAUCAAUCUUCGAAUGGUAAACUCAUGAUCGAUAUUUUUGCAAUGAAGUCCGAAUCAGAAGUCAAGAAUAUUUCAAAGGAUUUCAAAUGCCCGAUUUGCUUUAAAGUUUUUGCAUCUGGCCAAGCCUUAGGUGGACACAAGAGAUCACAUUUAAUUCGCGAGGAGAAAACCAAUCCAUCUACCGUGAUCGAAAAACAAGAACCAAUUCCUGCAGGAAUUCGAGAUUUUCUUGAUCUCAACUUGCCUGCACCUGUCGAAGAAGAUCUCAGUAACGAUCAACUUGGGUUAAAGCCAUGGUGGAGCGGAACCAGCAGCCUCGAGCACGAGCUACUACUCGGCCUACUCUCCAGCUGAUGAUCCAUCUUCUUUCUUGGUUAAUUUUCCUUAAAAGAACAUACACAAACUCACACGGAAAAGUGUACAGAUUCGUUAAUUAUUUGCAGAUUUUCGAAGUAAUAACUACUAUGUUGAAUGUUCUUUUUA